CUCGGGUCCUCACUGCGGAAAGGUGACUGUGGCGGCUGCCGUGCCUGAUCAGGCGUCGGGCCAAGGGCCGCCUCGUCUUUGGGACAGCAGAGAGGCCAUUACAGGGUGACAGGGCUCAGCCAAGCGUCGUGUGGGCCCGCCGGCGGGGCUGGAGCAGCGGCGGCCGGGUGCGGGGCACGCAGGCGCGCGCGGGGCAGGCACGGCGGCGGAAGUGAAGGCACGGAUCGGCCAAGCCGUCUAGGAAGCCGCGGCGGGUCGCCCAGUCGGGGCAGUCGGAGCCCCGCCAGACCGUCGGGAUUCGGCUCCGGUUGCCGGCGCGAUGCCUCUGUUCGCUGCCAACCCGUUCGAGCAGGAUGUGGAAAAAGCCACAAAUGAGUACAACACCACAGAAGACUGGAGUCUGAUCAUGGACAUCUGUGACAGGGUUGGAAGCACUCCCAAUGGAGCGAAAGAUUGCCUGAAAGCCAUCAUGAAAAGGGUAAACCAUAAGGUCCCUCAUGUUGCUCUGCAGGCGUUAACCCUUCUUGGAGCUUGUGUGGCAAACUGUGGAAAGAUAUUUCAUUUAGAAGUGUGUUCUCGUGAUUUUGCAACAGAAGUGCGUGCUGUGAUAAAAAAUAAGGCUCAUCCUAAAGUAUGUGAGAAACUAAAAUCUCUAAUGGUUGAAUGGUCAGAAGAAUUCCAGAAGGACCCCCAAUUUAGUCUGAUAUCUGCAACUAUUAAGUCCAUGAAAGAAGAAGGAGUCACUUUUCCUUCGGCAGGUUCCCAGACUGUCUCGGCUGCUGCCAAAAACGGGCCAUCACUGAACAAAAGCAAGGAGGAUGAGGACAUAGCUAAAGCUAUUGAGUUAUCGCUGCAAGAGCAGAAGCAGCAGCAGCAGGUGGAGACAAAGGCUUUGUACCCCCCUGCAGAGAGCCAGUUAAAUAACAAGGCCACAAGGAGAGUCAGGGCUUUGUACGACUUUGAAGCUGUCGAGGACAACGAACUCACCUUUAAACAUGGCGAAAUUAUUACUGUUCUGGAUGACAGUGACGCCAACUGGUGGGAAGGAGAAAAUCACAGAGGGACAGGACUCUUCCCCUCCAACUUUGUAACGACUGACUUAAGCACAGAGGUUGAGACUGCAACGGCAGACAAAUUGAAUGUAAUUGAUGAUGAUGUGGAGGAGAUUAAGAAAUCAGAACCUGAGCCUGUUUAUAUAGACGAGGGUAAAAUGGAUAGAGCCCUGCAGAUUCUCCAGAGCAUAGAUCCAAAGGAUUCAAAACCCGACUCCCAAGACCUCUUGGACUUAGAAGAUAUUUGCCAACAGAUGGGUCCGAUGAUAGAUGAAAAGCUUGAAGAGAUUGAUAGGAGGCAUUCAGAACUGUCCGAGUUGAACGUAAAGGUUCUGGAAGCUCUGGACCUAUACAACAAAUUGGUGAACGAAGCUCCUGUGUACUCUGUCUACUCAAAGCUGCAUCCAGCACAUUACCCAUCCACAGUAGCUGGGCUUCCAGUGCAGACAUAUCCAGUCCAGUCGCAUGGUGGAAACUACCUGGGUCAUAGCAUUCACCAAGUAUCUGUUGCCCAGAACUAUAACCUAGGGCCUGAUCCUAUGGGCUCGCUGAGAUCUCUGCCUCCAAAUAUGAACUCAGUAACAGCACACACCAUCCAACCUCCAUAUUUAAGCACUGGACAGGACCCUGUUUCCAAUCCUUCUUACAUGAACCAGAGUGCUCGUCCUCAGGCAGCUGCUGGUCUGGCUGCCUACCCACAGCCCAUGGGGAUGUCUGCAGAUGUGUCUUCUUUCCAGAACAUGGCAUCCGGUUUGCCUCAGCUGGCUGGCUUUCCAGUGGCAGUUCCUGCGCCUCCAGCUGCACAGCCACAAGCAAGUUACCACCAGCAGCCACUCCUUUAGAGACACACCAGGACCUGCUGACCGUCUUCGUGGGUGUGCCACUCAACCCUGGGGAUUCUAAUCUGAAAUUAAAAGUUCACUCAAAAAGAACCAUGAAUAAAUAAAGCACAAAACCCAACCUUAUCCUGGAAGGCCGUAAAAAGGGUUUUUUUCCAGUCCAGUUGUCUUGAAGCUGAUCUUUUGGGCAAAGGCUGCUUGGAUGUUGUGAGUUAGUCUGCUGUUCUGUCUGGGUCCUUACUGAGGAGCUGUAUGACACUACAUGGCAUGAGAUAGGAGUGUGGAGUUUUUCUCUAAAGAAACUAUUGUUUCCUCCAAGAUGUGAUUUUUGAGGAGCACUGAAGACCUUUAACAUUUUUGUCUGCACUCCCCCGACCCCCACCCCUAAUUUCCCACACUCUGUAAUUUUAAAAGGCGAACAUCUUUUAGUGCAAGCCUUUAGCUUGCCAGCAUUAUUUCCUGUCGGCUCCUUAAAUUACAGUUGUGUUUGCAGUGCUGUCAGGUUUGUUCUCAGUGUAAUGCUGAGUAGUAAUUAGAAUAUACUGUGUACAGAAGAAAGAACAAUUUAGAAGGUACAAAAAUGUUUUCUGUUAUUAAUAGUGAAAACCAUAUAAAUGCGAAUAUUGCAAAGCAGUUAGCCAGUCCUCUCAGCUGAAGGCCAAGGAACGCCAUGAGAUGUUAGCCUUCCCCAGGAAGGGCAUUCUCUCUACUCGUGUCCCUGGUAUUCAGAAUUGUUUUCUAGUGACGCUGGUGGAUGUCUAAUGAAGGUGCUGUGCUUUGGAUCUUGCCUGCCACAUAUGCAGACACUGCACUUACUUCUUAGGGAUUCUCAGUGAAUCUGAGCCAGGAGACACUUCCCAUAAUCUGAUGUGAUAGAAACCAUCAUGGGUGUUAAGUGUGAGGUGGGCGUUAACUCUCUUACUGAAGUGAUUGACACUCCAUUGGAAAGUUGUCAUGGUGCCAAGCUUUCACGUGUCAUCAUGAAGGGAUCGUGCAUCCCCUCAGAAGUAAUUCUGAGCCUUUGCAGAAACAGCAGGCAGCAGUUUGGUGGACAUGGACCUGACAGGACAGGUCAGGGGUUUGUGGACACGGGCUGACAGGACAGGUCAGGCCGCUUUUCCAAAGCUCCUGUUUUAAAUUAGUUCAUAGUACAAGGUCCCACAGACUGUAAGAAUUGGUGGUAAACCAUAGGGAUUUUCUCUUAAAACUUUGCACACUACUUUAUUGUAUCAACUUUUUACACAACACAAACUAGAAAACAUAGAUGCACAUGUUUCAGAUCUGUGAUAUUUACACUGGGAAAUGUUCUAAACUUAAUUUUUUAAAAUUUAAAAAUUUUGCACUUCUAUAUAUUUUUUAAGCCCUUAAUUUUUAUUAAAAAUCCAUUGGGAGACAAUUUGGAAAUCUUGUCAUUCAUCUAUUUAUAGAUACUUGGUUAUAAGUAUGCUA
Messenger RNA from Apodemus sylvaticus (European woodmouse), 3340 nucleotides. It is a transcript of the gene Stam2, whose product is annotated as signal transducing adaptor molecule 2. Gene Ontology annotation, cellular component: endocytic vesicle. The record is from RefSeq and is a predicted model, not a curated record. The transcript is spliced from 14 exons. Bases 320 to 1894 code for a protein of 524 amino acids. NCBI's taxonomy places the organism in Eukaryota, Metazoa, Chordata, Mammalia, Rodentia, Muridae. Gene Ontology annotation, biological process: signal transduction. Gene Ontology annotation, molecular function: ubiquitin binding; phosphatidylinositol binding.